This is a messenger RNA of Sungouiella intermedia, 5283 nucleotides long. The record is from the annotation of a GenBank genome assembly. Lineage: Eukaryota; Fungi; Ascomycota; Pichiomycetes; Serinales; Metschnikowiaceae.
AUGGAUGAACUAAAGCGCUAUAUUGUUCAUUUGCCGCAGUCGCUAGGCUUUCGCGAAGAACGUAAGGUCAAAGUCAACCUCUAUAAGGCAUUGUACUAUGCCAUAACCGGGGAGGGCAAGUACAUGGACUUGUUGUUUUCAGAUGUCCCAGAGGAUGAAUUGGUUGCAUUGAAAGAUUAUUCUUGGCCUCCUAAGCUCAACAGAACUAGGCCAUUCUAUAAGUAUGUGACUCCAUCAGGAUAUUCUCACCCCGAAGGUCUGACAUGUGGGCGUGUCUUGAAAGAGAACGAGUCGGUUUACCGGUGCAGUGACUGUGGAUACGAUGAUACGUGUGUGAUUUGUGUACACUGCUUCAACCGUGAAGACCAUGUGGGCCACAACGUGUCAGUUUAUCAGUCUAGGGGAGACUCUGGAGGCAUGUGCGAUUGUGGAGACGAAGCAGCCUUCCUCCAGAAGCUCAAUUGUGCAUGUCAGAAGACUGAUGAAGAAAUUCAAGAGUUGCCCGAAGAAUUCAAGCUUUUGAUGAGAGAAACAUUGACGGUGGUGUUGAACUAUAUAUUGGAUGUCGCCAACUUUUCCAUCAAUACCUUGCCCCUUAUCCACGAGAACAUCAACCGUCGUGGGAAUUUACGAGUAACAUCACAAACCAUCUCAGACUACUGCUCACUCCCGUUUGAAGUGUACGGUGCCGAUGAUGUUAAUUCCGAAGAAUGGUAUUUGGUGCUUUGGAACGAUGAAAAUCACGAUUACCUUGAGGCUGAGACGGGCAUUCGUGCAGCUACGGGCGUGCCUGAUGAUAAAGCAAAGGAGAUUGCCAGCGAAAUUAAUGCAAAUGGACGUGCAAUUUUAAAAGUCGCUAAAAAAUACACCGACCUAUUGAAGGGCCAGAAACUGGCGGAGGCCGACGGCUUGGUUGCAACGAUCAUGUCCGCCAGAGACUAUAUGAGAGAGGUCAUUGUGCUGAAUAUGUUCAGUUGGCUUAUUGAAGUCGCUAGUUUCAGUGGAAACGCCGCAUUCAGAGAAGCUUCUAGGGCCUUGUUGGCAGAGUUGUUCAUGGAGCCUGGGUUCGAGUUUUCUAAGGUGCUCCCUAAGUCGUUUUUCCAAGCAGAAAAUUUGGAUGUGCAAAGAGAGUUUUUUAAAAAUGGUUUACUUAUGGACGGGGAGCUAGUGAACUUGGCAUUGACAAGAUUAAAACCUGGUAUAACAGCUACAUCAUUGAUGAAGAAAUGUUCAGAUAUUUUUCGUCCCGCUUUAGAACAGAAAGUGGAGUAUUCCAGAAUCCAAUAUUUGUUUGCAUUUGAGAUCCGAUUUGUCUCGGCUGUACGAAAGAAGUUCACUCUGCUGAUCUUACCUCUUUUCUUCACUGAUCCAGCAACAAAAGCACAGUUUUGCGAGCAAUAUAUCGAUAUUUUCCCGAUUUCGAUUACUGUUUUGGCAGUCUCCGACAGAGAAGAUCAACUUGCCUCAAUCACUGCUGUUGCUAGUCAGCUUUUUACUUGCCCUCGCUCGAAUAAGUGGAUUGUCUCUUCCGGAAAGAUCGGCAACAUGAUCGGUCCAUUGUCUGCAUUGAUCGAGACUUAUGCAUCAAGAGUCAAUUCUAGUGGCUUGCCAAAUUUAAUUGAUAUCGUCGUGGAUGUUCGGAGUAAGCGUGAAAAGCUAUCAAUUCAGAAAACCAUAGACAAGGCCAUUGAAUGCAUCAAUCACAUCAUGCACAAGAAUGACGACUCCAACAUUCUCAAUGAAUUCCUUGUCCACGAUAAUUUAAUGAUGUUGAUCAAUCUUUUGAAGUAUUUCCAAGGUUCGUUGCCUAUUGAAAGAAAGUAUGGAGAUCAUGUGGAGCGGGAUAUGUUGGAAGAUUUCUAUACGUUUUUACAAAGAUCGUUGCCAGUUUUGAGCAUGGUUCAAAGUGUGUCCAAAGUUGAGGUUAUGAAUAAGACACUUGCCGUCAAGGCUGUCGUUUCAAUUGUGGAAUUUUUAUCUAUGCGGAAGUUGAAUUCCAGCGCCCACGGAAUCGCUGAAUUUCGGGUGAGUAAGGAACCUGUAUCGUUUGUCAAUCCAAUCAACUCUUUUCUUUCAUACAUUUUGCAAGAUUGCGGAGUUGAGAACGUGAGUGAUGAUCUUAAGGCGUUAGUUCAUCCUUUCAUGUUUGUCUCGGAUUUUUCGUUGAGAAGUUUAGUGUUGGCUGCCCAAGUGAAAAUUGGAUUUUGGAUUCGAAACGGUGUCACCGUCUCCAGACAAGCUUCGUAUUAUUCUGAUACCAUCGCCGAGGUUUCUUUCUUCCGUGACUUUUUCUUGAAUCAAGUUGCAUGUGUCAUUGAUGAUCCAAGAGAAACAUUGCUAAACUUUCUUGAUAGAUGGGAGUUGCUUCAAUGGUACACUGGAGAGAUCAAGGAAGAUAAAACAAUUUAUGAGGAAAGGUUUGGUUUCAUUUGUGAACAAUUCAUACUCUUUUUGUACAAUACCUUAACAGACAGGUUCUAUUUUGAUGAAUUCGAGUGCGAAGAAGCUAGAGUUCACAGAGUCAAAAAGGCAAUUUCUUAUGCCUUGUGUGGAGAACCUAAAUCUUACACUGCAUUGAAAUCAACUUUAGGAUCGAUGGCUGCAACAAGAAACUUUGAUGACAUAUUAUACGAAUGCGCGGAUUACAGCCCUCCUACAGGCUUGUAUGAUAGUGGAAUUUACAGGUUGAAACCUUCUCUCUGUGAAUCGUUGGACCCUAUGAGUUUUCUCGUAGAUUCCAGUAAUUACCUGUCUAUAUCAGCAUCCUUGAUAUCAAGCAUUGCGAAGAGCAAGAAUAUUAGGGAAGAGGAAGUUGUGUUGAAACCCGAGAUCUAUCGAUCUAGGAGUUCUUUUGUCAAUGAUAACAUUGGUGAAUUCACCAGAACUAAAGAGUUUGCAAAGUUGGUUUACAAAUUAUUGCAAGUGGCGCUCAAUUCUCUGGAUGAGCUUUUCUUGCCUCAUUUGCUACACUUGAUUCAUGCAGUUAUCUUGGACGACGAACAAGUUCACGGCAAGGGUCACUUGGUCGAUUUUUUUGUCUCAAUUCCUAUAAGCGACUUGCUACUCUCAAUUGCGGAAUCUUCCAUGUCGUCAGAGAUAGUUCUGAAGGCUGAUUUCUUACUCGAUGAAUUUGUAACUCGUGAUGAUCGUAUCAUGGAAUCUUUAGUGGAUUGUUUUGGAGAAGAUCAUGUACAGUUGUAUAAAAAGAGAAAAGUUGGCAUUUUUGAGUCGGAAUCAGAGAAGAGGAAACGUCUUGCUGAGGAAAGGAAGGCGGCAGUGAUGAGAAAAUUUGCUAAGCAAAGAGAAAAAUUCAUGAAACAGAAUGACCUCAAAGAAGAUAAACAAGAAGAGGAAGAAAGAAAAGAAGAAGAAAUUUCAAAUACAAGGAAAUGUGUUGCAUGUGGAGAAGAGGAAUCCUUAGAUCGAGUUUUCGGACUACUUUUGUGCCAUACUGAAAGUUCGAUCUUUUGGAAGGUACCGGAAUCUACUCAAUAUCGAGAUUUGGCUUUCGGAAAUUUGGAUGCAAGAGCCAAACCAGAAGAUGGAAAACUAUACGCCCCUGGAUAUCCUUAUCAAAUGAUGUCGAAGGAUAAUGGCAUCCUGCUUAGUGCGGUAGUGGGAUCGAGUUGUGCUCAUGGCAUGCAUUAUAAAUGCUAUGUUAGAGCUCGAACUCAACUCCAGACUUUUCCCUGUCCUUUAUGUCACAAUUUGCAUGACUCGUUUAUACCAAGCAUGCUUGUGACAAAUGGGACUAUUCCCAAGAAAAUUUUGGACGGUGAGCCGGAAAUUGCAAAGUACAAUCGCAUACUUGCAAGUUGUGGUGGUGAAAAGAUGAAUGAAAUCUCCAGGUCGAUUUUCAGCAAAGAGUAUUUUGAUGAUAAUUCCUUUAAGGAAGACUUUGUCAAGCUUGCUAUUAAUACGGAGAGAACUACUUUGACCGAAAAGAAAUUCCGCGAUCUUAGUGUUCUUAUCGCAGAUUCAAUUCGAGCAAAUGAAAUGACAACACGACUUGAUGGCAACAAGGGUCUUUCAAAUUUCAUGGAAGAAAUUCCGAUGAGUUCGAAAGCGAUGUUACGUUCGAUGAUUCAAACACGAAUUUUUCUUCAUUCUGCGUCCGAAACGAUGAUGGGAGAUUUGCAGUCCGUUAUAUCAAAGAUGGUCAAUAUCACUUGGGACCAGUCCUUCUACGUUGAUGGUCAGUUUAAUGAGGUGGUUUUAUUGUUUUUUCAAACAAGUGAAUCUUUAAGGACUUGCAUGAGAUUGGGCUAUGCAAAGUUGGUUGCUGUGGCAGCGUACGCCCUAUGCCGCAACUUUGGUUCGAUGUUAAACGGGCCACCAAUAAACCCUCGCUCAAUGGAUUCCUUGGAUGAUACGACCAUUGGAGCAAUGGUCGUAUUUCUUUCGUCUUUCGAGCCCAAUGACGAUGAAGACUCUGAAAGCAAUGAAUAUUCCAACCACUUUGCUUGCAACCUUUAUUUCGCGAUGGAAAGACUUCUUCUCCCAUUCUUGAGGCAAUGCGUCAUUUUCUACGAUCUUCUCACUUGUGAGGUACUGGGGGAGAACGAGUUUAAGUCUGUCGAAGGCAUCACGAAUCUCAAGUCAAGAAUCGAAUCACAGUCAAGUAAGGAUUCAUGUGACCUGUUGUGUGACAUGUUGAACCUUCCAACAUUAGCGGAUUUCCUCAAAGGUAUUGUUCUGGACGACCCAGCCUUUGAGUUUGAAGCUAGAAUUUUGGAUGUACAUUUCAACGCCAAAAUACCCAGUCGGUUGGAAAAUGGAAUAUUAAACUUGCAAUAUCCGGGAGUAGUCCGUUUGAUCGACCUCCCAGACGACUACAACGAUUGCAUCACUGACCCACAAUACAAGUCCGCCAGUGGUGUUGACUCCAUUUGCUUACAGUGUGGAACUUAUCUCAAUACAUUGAGUCAUGUGUCACAUAUGCAAUGGUGUUCAUUUAUGCCAAUCUACUUUUCGCCCUCAUCAAACAUGUUGAAUGUUGUCAUUCUCAUCCCCAACAAUCCGUUUGAGGUAAAGAUACCUGCUCCUUAUUUGACUGUUCAUGGUGAAGUCAAGAGAGAUCGUUUACCUGGGAAAGCCACAUUAAAUCACUUCAGAUACAAUUAUCUAAGCAAACUAUGGAUUUCUCAAGGAUUGUUCGGUUUUGUCACCAGAACAUUUUUUGGUUUAAGAGGUAAUGCUCCAAUGGUACCCAAUAUGGAUGAUAUUGGAGCAGAGCUUGAAUUCGAUGAGGAUUCUGAUGAUGAUUUUGGUUUCUGGGAAUAA